AUGACCUCUUCUCCCGCACCAACCACACACAUCGCCCAAACCCUCCUCGCGCGCGCCCACUCCCCCGACACAGCGAGCCAACAAUUCACCGAGCGCAUAAAACAAAAACCCCUCUUCCUACGCCCAACAUCACCCUCCGCGUCCGACAACCGCUCAAGGCGACGCCUCCACCACCUCCGCAAGAAAGAAUACUUCCUCAAACACCAACGACCGCGCCCACUGUCCGCGCGUGAGAAGCGCACCUCAGGCCUCUACGAUCUUCCCAAGGAAGAAUGCAAAUAUGCCAUUUUCAAGGGACUGCAUGCUCUGUGGACGACGUAUAUGCAGGAGAUUCUGGAUCUGAAAGCUGAUGGGAGAAGUGGACUUGUGACGCCGGCGUCACACGGUGCUAAGCUCGUCAGCGCGGAUUAUCAUGGCGCAGAAGUGGAAGUUGUGAGGAGUCGGUCUGCAGGGAGGGUUGGGCUGAAGGGGUUUGUUGUUCGCGAUACGAAGUUUACGUUUACUAUUGUUACGGAAAAGGAUGAGGUUAAAACGAUACCGAAGGAGCAUACCAUUUUCCGAUUCACGGUACCGUUUCCGAAGUCUUCGGAGUCUACAGCGGAUGGCGAGAAGCCGAAAAAAGGACAUACUGAAGACCUCAAGCCUCUGGAAUUUGAGUUGCAUGGAAGCCAGUUUGAGAAUCGGCCCGUUGAUCGGGCUAAUAAGAAAUUCAAGUGGAGGAAUGUCGACUAUCUGUGA
Messenger RNA from Penicillium cinerascens, 738 nucleotides. RefSeq names its product RNase P/RNase MRP complex subunit. Gene Ontology annotation, molecular function: ribonuclease P RNA binding. Bases 1 to 738 code for a protein of 245 amino acids. The transcript has 2 exons. Gene Ontology annotation, cellular component: ribonuclease P complex; ribonuclease MRP complex. Gene Ontology annotation, biological process: tRNA 5'-leader removal; rRNA processing. The record is from RefSeq and is a predicted model, not a curated record. NCBI's taxonomy places the organism in Eukaryota, Fungi, Ascomycota, Eurotiomycetes, Eurotiales, Aspergillaceae.